Fusarium vanettenii 77-13-4 is the source of this 1914-nucleotide messenger RNA. RefSeq lists its product as uncharacterized. The record is from RefSeq and is a predicted model, not a curated record. Lineage: Eukaryota; Fungi; Ascomycota; Sordariomycetes; Hypocreales; Nectriaceae. The annotation marks the transcript as partial. The transcript has 2 exons.
GGUAAUGGCGACGACAACACCGAGCUCAUCGUCGCUGUCGUGGCGUUGGUCAUCUCGGUUCUCGCCUUCGUCAUCGCCAUCCUCCAAGCCCUCCAGCAGUAUUUUGCUUCUGCUACGGGCUUUUCGUCAUGCAGUCCAGCCGUGAUAGGGAAAUGGGCGAAUUUUGCUCGCCGACAGAUGCUCUGGACCGAAUUCCGCUUCGAGGUUCAGUUUGAGGUGCCUGUCAUAUUUGUCGCAAGGCCCGAAAACCACAAAGGUCCCUUGGGUGACGACAAGCUCACCGAUGACAAGGACAGAAAGAUCAUCCGCCUUGACGGCGGUGAGGAUAACUUUCAGUACACAUCCAAGAUGGAGGAAUUUGAUAAGCAGUUCAAGCAGAGCCAACAGCAGGUGGUGCACACAGCCGACAACGAAAAGGCUACCUGGUACGCCCUCCUGAUGGCUAUCUGCCGCAUGGAAAAGGAAUCACGGGACUGGCAAAUAUCCAAGCUGGAGGACUCGUACAAGAUGAACGCACCAAAACAGCUCCGCAACAACACGGCGCCUCCCAAGGCCCCAGAUCCGCGUCACUCCAUGGUGGUCUGUAUGCAGAGGAAGAGACGCACUUGGGAUAGCAUGCCCAAUAACCUGUCAAAGCCUUAUGCCACCACCACCAUCUCUCACAUGGUUGAGAUUGCUGCCAUGCUGGGUAUCUACUGGAGACAAUUCGACCUCAACAAUGAUCAAUACCGCGCGCAAGGAAACGGCUUCGUUCUCUACGGUUCAUAUCUCGACGGCCUAGGAAUCACAUUUACUUUCCAGAAGCAAGGACCGACAUGGUUCAAGCAGAACCGAGCCAUCCCAAACUACGACGUCAAGAAGUAUUGCUUCGGCAUUGCACCGACUAUCUUUUUGGCACCUGAGCAGGAUAAGGUCUACGCCGAUGAGCCCAAGGACGUUGGCAGUCUGCAACUAGGAAGCCUCUCGGAGAUUGCACACACUCUUGAGGUGUUUGGAUGCGAUAUCAACACGGUCAACUACUUCCGCAAGAACCUUGAUCAAGCCCGUCACAGUCACAUUUUCCCCAUCCCGUUCGAGAUACUAGGAAUGGUAGGAAAGACCAUCCACGUCGAAGACACCGUCUUCCGUAUGCUUCCCAACCCGACCGUCUUCUACUGGGACCCGAACACUUUCUCCAUGCCCACACUCAUGGCUGAAUUUCUUACUUCUCUGAGAAUUCUUAAAAGCGAGAAGCUCCUAAAGGACAGCAAGCAAGUUGCCGAUAUCCUCGAGUGGGCCGAUAGCCACGACAGCCACUUCACCAAGCUACGAGCUUCUUCGUCUACGCUUGUCAACAUCAGUGAAGACAUCAGCGGUGUGAACCUUGUUAAUGAGCUCAGCCACCUACGCAAGGGCAUUGAGCUUUGUGACGAGUUCUUUCAGCCGGCUAAAUUCUCCUUGGUUCGAAAGGUUUUGCGCAUACACAUCCAAGAGAUGCUCAACCUCCUCAACGAAAAGGACAAGACAACGAACACCAAGGACAAUGCCAAGAAAGACGGCGAGGAUGAUGAGGAAGGACCCAUCACCAUUGACGACAUCGACUCCGCAUUUGUCAACGAAAAGGAACCCCUCCUAAUGCAAAUGUACUUUGAAACCGUCCGUAAAAACGUGACCCGGAUCCUCACAGAGCAAGACGACAAGAGCAAAAAGAGACAGGCCAGACGAGCCCGAAGGGGCUCAGUCAACUCAGGAAAAGCAGGAGAAGCCGGAGUAAAGCCCCCAGAGCCGAUGUCUGAGGACAAGGUGAACGAGAUUUGGUGCACGCUCGUGUUCCGCAUGCUGUGCUGGCUGCAGCUGCACGAGUUCCACAAGAUGGACAUUCAGGUUAGCAAGAGUGAUGCGUAUGCGAGCCGUAUUCCGGUUUACAUAGUCUAG